Molecule: messenger RNA, 1731 nt
Organism: Lactuca saligna
Lineage: Eukaryota; Viridiplantae; Streptophyta; Magnoliopsida; Asterales; Asteraceae
Source: the annotation of a GenBank genome assembly
UUCACUUUUUCCGCUCAAAUAUAUAUAAAAAAAGAAAACUAAAAGAGGGAAGAAAACAUGAUUUUGCAGUAAGAAAAGCACAUUACCGAUGUCAUAUAUACGAGGAGAAUGAUGAUGAGUGGUGACAGGGAAGAAGCAUGAGAGAGAAAUACAGACAAAGAAAGGUAUUUUCUUCGAGGAACAGCAAUGGGAGCUCGUUGUUUCUACUUUUCUUUUUGUGGGUGGUCUAGUUUGAAAUCCAACGAUACGCAUCCAUCUGAUUUGGAGAACGGUGGUGGGGAUAGCGAUAAGCUAAAGCUGCCAGCUUUUAGAGAGUACAAGUUAGAUCAACUUAAAGCUGCUACCGGCGGGUUUUCUGUCGAUAAUAUUGUCUCUGAACAUGGUGAAAAGGCGCCUAAUGUUGUGUACAAAGGAAAGCUCGAAGAUGAUGAUCGUUUGAUCGCUGUUAAAAGGUUCAACAAGUCUGCUUGGCCUGAUACUCGCCAAUUCCUGGAUGAAGCAAAAGCAGUGGGGCAACUUAGGAGCCUAAGAUUAGCCAAUUUAUUGGGAUGUUGCUGUGAAGGAAAUGAAAGAUUGCUAGUGGCAGAGUUCAUGCCUCAUGAAACUUUAUCCAAACAUCUCUUUCAUUGGGAAACCCAACCUUUAAAAUGGGCCAUGCGAUUAAGGGUGGCUCUCUAUUUGGCACAAGCACUAGAUUACUGCAGCACAAAAGGCCGAUCUCUGUAUCACGAUCUUAAUGCUUACAGAGUCUUGUUUGAUCAGGAUUGCAACCCCAGGCUUUCAUGCUUUGGCCUAAUGAAGAACAGCCGAGAUGGAAAAAGUUACAGUACAAACUUAGCUUUCACCCCACCCGAAUACAUGAGAACCGGUAGAGUCAUAGCAGAAAGUGUAAUUUACAGUUUUGGCACCAUUCUGCUUGAUCUUUUGAGUGGAAAACACAUUCCUCCAAGCCACGCACUUGAUUUGAUAAAAGGGAAGAAUUUUCAGAUGCUAACAGAUUCAUGUUUAGAGGGUCAUUUUACUAAUGAUGAUGGAACUGAAUUGGUAAGGAUAGCAUCACGAUGUUUGCAGUAUGAACCUCGAGAGAGGCCCAGUGCCAAAUCAGUUGUGGCUGCUCUUGCUCCUCUUCAGAAACAAACAGAUAUUUCUUCGCUUGUCUUGAUGGGAAUUAAUGACGAAUCUUCACCAGCAACACAGAUAUCCAACCUGUCGCCACUUGGCGACGCUUGCUCGAGACUAGAUUUAACUGCCAUACACGAGAUACUUGAAAAGAUCGGAUAUAGUGGCGAUGAAGGGGUUACGGAUGAGCUCUCCUUCCAAAUGUGGACAAGUCAACUUCAAGAUACUUUAAAUGGUAAGAAACGUGGGGACAACGCUUUUCGAGCUAAGGACUUCAACACUGCCAUCGAAUCUUACACAGGCUUCAUCGAGAGUGGGACCAUGGUGUCACCAACUAUGUAUGUGAGAAGGUGUUUGUGUUAUUUGAUGAAUAAUAAGGGACAAGAAGCGUUGGGAGAUGCGAUGCAAGCACAGGUGAUAUCGCCUGAUUGGUCGAUUGCGCUUUAUCUGCAAGCAGCUGCUUUGUUUAGCCUAGGAAUGGACAAUGAUGCACGUGAAACACUUAAAGAUGCGGUUUCAUUGGAUCCCGAAAUGAGGGGGAAUUAAAAUUGUGUUGUGUUUUUUUUUUUUUUAUGUUGCUAGGAAUGUUGUUUGUAGUUGUGGAUAUGUGAA